ACGUCACUGGUGAGCGAGCCCCCACGCGUUUGUCGUGUUUCUUAACCGAGGCAGACUCAUUCUGUCUGCAAAAUUUCUUCUCUGUUUCCCUUUCCGCACCUUCACCGUUCUUUCUUCUUCUUCUUCUUCUUCAUCUUCUCUCCUCAUAUUAUUUUUAUUUUCUUAGAAAGCAGCACAAUCAUAAAGAACCCAGAACAAGUCAGCUACAGUUUCUUCUUCCCUCUUUGCAAUGACUUGCUGAUUGUUUACCAACAAAACCUUGUGUUCGUAAGAAGUCGUAAGAAGACUAAAGAGAGUGCCUUUGGGCUUUGGAGUUGCAAAUGGGAAACUGCUUAGAUUCUUCAGCUAAAGUAGACACAGCACAGAGCUCCUUUGGUACUUUGGGAUCAGGGGUUUCCAAAAUUUCCAGCAAAACCAGCCCUUCCUCAGCUCCCUCCAGCUUGACCAUCCCAUCAUCUGGUGAAAGGAGCAAUGGUUCAAGUCUUCCUACACCAAGAACUGAAGGUGAAAUAUUGUCGUCUCCAAAUUUGAAAGCCUUCUCAUUCAAUGAGCUAAAGAAUGCCACCAGAAACUUUCGCCCUGACAGUCUUCUCGGUGAAGGAGGAUUUGGUUAUGUUUUCAAAGGAUGGAUUAAUGAACACACGUUGACAGCUGCAAAACCAGGGUCCGGAAUGGUUGUUGCUGUCAAGAAGCUCAAACCUGAAGGUUUCCAAGGCCACAAGGAGUGGUUGACAGAAGUAAAUUAUCUUGGCCAACUGUACCAUCCAAAUCUGGUUAAGCUAAUCGGGUACUGCUUGGAGGGUGAGAACCGUCUUUUAGUGUAUGAGUUCAUGCCGAAAGGAAGCUUAGAGAAUCAUCUGUUUAGAAGAGGGCCGCAACCACUUUCAUGGGCAACAAGAAUGAAAGUGGCCAUAGGUGCUGCCAGGGGCCUCAGUUUUCUUCAUGAAGCCGAAUCACAAGUCAUAUAUCGGGACUUUAAGGCUUCCAAUAUCUUACUAGAUUCAGAAUUCAAUGCGAAGCUUUCUGAUUUUGGCUUAGCUAAGGCGGGCCCCACUGGUGACAGGACUCAUGUAUCUACUCAAGUCAUGGGUACUCAAGGCUAUGCAGCACCUGAAUAUGUUGCUACAGGUAGAUUGACUGCUAAAAGUGAUGUGUAUAGUUUUGGUGUUGUAUUACUGGAACUAUUGUCUGGACGGCGAGCUGUCGAUAAAACAAAAGUUGGUGUCGAGCAGAAUCUUGUAGACUGGACAAAACCAUAUUUGGGUGACAAAAGAAAACUAUUUCGGAUUAUGGACACUAAGUUGGAGGGCCAAUAUCCCCAGAAAGCAGCCUUUACAGCUGCUACUCUUGCUUCACAAUGCCUAUGCGCAGAAUCUAAACUUAGGCCAACAAUGUCAGUGGUAUUAGCUACGCUGGAGCAACUUGAAGCCCCAAAAACUGCAGCCAGAAACUCUCAAUCAGAAAAGCAGAUGCUUUCUGUUCCUCACCGGAAGUCACCAAUGCGACAACACCAUUCUCCUCUCAAUAUAACACCAAGUGCAUCCCCAUUGCUAUCCCACCGGCAAUCUCCACGUGUGCGUUGAUGGAGAGUCUCCUUUAUGUAUAUUACUUAUUUGACUCCAUAUUUUGUUUACGUAGCAUCAAGUUUGGGCGUGUAAUUUGACACAGUUUUGAGUUUUUCUGAGGUUACUUCCACCUGUAAUUCCAGAAGCUAUGUAGCUAUUUUGUAGUGGUAAUCUGCUUGAUGUUUGUAGUGUAUAAAGUUAGCCAUCUAUCAGUACAUAUAAUUUUGCCGGGUGACAGACAUUCAUUAUCCCGUCACAACUGCUGGUGUCAAA
Messenger RNA from Prunus mume (Japanese apricot), 1838 nucleotides. RefSeq names its product putative serine/threonine-protein kinase PBL3. The record is from RefSeq and is a predicted model, not a curated record. Gene Ontology annotation, biological process: protein phosphorylation. NCBI's taxonomy places the organism in Eukaryota, Viridiplantae, Streptophyta, Magnoliopsida, Rosales, Rosaceae. Gene Ontology annotation, molecular function: protein kinase activity; ATP binding.